Eremomyces bilateralis CBS 781.70 is the source of this 993-nucleotide messenger RNA. RefSeq names its product LamB/YcsF. The record is from RefSeq and is a predicted model, not a curated record. Bases 175 to 993 code for a protein of 272 amino acids. Gene Ontology annotation, biological process: carbohydrate metabolic process. The transcript is spliced from 4 exons. NCBI's taxonomy places the organism in Eukaryota, Fungi, Ascomycota, Dothideomycetes, Eremomycetales, Eremomycetaceae.
CCGAACCCUUCCAGAUGCCUGUUGUGAUUGUGAUCCGAACAUUUUAUUUUAAGAGCUACAGUAUAUAUUGUCUUGCGCAGUAGAUCGAACUCUUGAACUAUUGUUAUAGAAACAAACCGGAAUAGUCCAUUCUCUCGUUGAAUCUCAAAUUAGAGCAUACCACAGAUUCCAAAAAUGGCACAAUAUCUUAAGAAAGUUGCAAUCAAUUGCGACAUGGGAGAGGCAUUCGGGAGGUGGAAACUGGGACCGGACGACGAGCUAGUAAAGGUUAUCGACUACGCCAAUGUGGCAUGCGGUUUCCACGCUGGGGAUCCUACUACAAUGCUGAAAACCAUUCGACUUGCGAAAGAGCAUGGAGUAGCUGUUGGUGCCCACCCGGGACUGCAAGAUCUACUCGGAUUCGGUCGCAGAAAAAUCGAAAUCCACCCAGACGAUAUGUACACAAUGAUCCUAUAUCAAGUCGGCGCGCUCAAGGCCAUGCUGGACGCAGAAGAUGUUCCGCUAAACCACAUCAAGCCACAUGGAGAACUAUUCUUCUACAUGCAGCGAGAUCUGGCUAUCAUGGAUGCCGUGCUUAGGGCGUGCGCCGUAUUUAAAGUGCCCAUUUUCGGUGCGAAAGGCACCAAGCACCAGGGUGCCAUGUGCAGGAAGUACGACUUGAUCUUCGUGGAAGAGGCGUAUGUAGACACACAGUACAACAAAGACGGGGUACUCCAGUCAGUUGCGGCGAGCAACUUAGCUACGGUGGAAGACGUUUACGAGCGGACUAGGUCCGUCUGUUUCGAGGACUCUGUGAAGGAAAAGGAGGGCUCCAUGAUCAGACUCGGCUUUGAAGAACAGCCUUUCUUGUUCUGCAUUCAUUCCGACAUGCCGACUGCGCUUGACAAUGCUAAGGCGUGUAGAAAGUCAGUGGAUGAAUACAAUAUUAAGAAAGCUAUGAUCGCCGACUCAGCUGUUGCCGUUAUCCACUCCGAAAUGGUAGACGGCACGUAG